GGCGGGCCUGGCAUCGUAUGACGGAUCGACUACCCCCGAUCAGGCCACCAAUACGUGGGAGUGAUGCAUUCCAGUCCUCCCUUGAGUUGACUUUAUAAAUACAACCAACUGGUCUUUGGAUCUGGGUCGACCAUACUUGCAACAAUCCCAUCAUCCAAGCACAAUUCAUUCAAUUACAUUCCUCUACUCAACUACCACCCUAACAACUCUUUCAAUCCAUAAAUAACUCAACGAAGCAAGAUGAUGAACCUCUCCCCCCCACACCCCCGCCCUUUCUUCAAAAGCCACCCCCACAUCAACCCGGCCUCCCUCAAGAAACCCAGCCGCUGGUAUCUGCCCCUGAUGGCGGCCAUCGCUCUUGGCUUCGGCGCCUACAACCAUUACACCGCCCCCGCCCCCGCCACCACCACCACCACCACCACCAAAGCCCUCCAAAACCAACACCUCUACCAACAACAAGAAGAAGAGCGCCUCCGCAAGAACCGCGCCCUGAUGGACGCCUACGGCGACAAGGAGACCCUCCAGGACAUCGAGCGCGCGCUGGUCGUGUAUGAUCUCCAGUGAUGGGGUGGGAUGCGUGCUGUGCGAUGCAUAAGUGGUGCGGAUCGGCCCUAACGCGGCUUGCUGCGGUAUGGGUGUAGGGCGGCAAUGAAGUGGGAUUGAGUCCCUUUGCAUGGUAUCAUGAUUAUGGACGGCGUUCUGGGAUGGAUUUCUUUGGUCGAUUGGAUUAGCGGGUUUGGAUAUUUGGGGAUGAACCGGAAUGCACUGGCUGGGAUGGACGGAUGGAUGCAGCUGGUCUGUUUCUGUUUCUGUUUCUUUGCCAGAUAGCUACAUACAACACAGGGGUUGGGUCUAGGUCUCGCAACCUGCCCUGCGGAUAUUGAUCAUGGAAUCAAGGUUUCUUUCGAUUAAACUCGUACUCGUACUGUACUCGGGCAGGAAAUCAACCAUAGAAUCUUAAGAACGGGUAUAUAUAGUAUAUGAUACAUCUUAUAUCCAACAAAAACAAAUUGAAAUCCACCCCCAA
Molecule: messenger RNA, 1027 nt
Organism: Aspergillus aculeatus ATCC 16872
Lineage: Eukaryota; Fungi; Ascomycota; Eurotiomycetes; Eurotiales; Aspergillaceae
Exons: 2
Coding region: 241-564 (107 amino acids)
Source: RefSeq, a predicted model, not a curated record